AUGUCCUCUUGCCUUCACCUUCACCUUCUCCCUCCCGUCUGUUUCCCGUAUCCUUCUCACCCGCUUCCCUUUUCCCGCCACAAACCUCUUUAUCUUCUACGCGCCACACCAACCUCUGCGACGGCGGAGGUAGUCACCGACGGCGUUGAUGGCGCAUCUUCGAAACCUGUCUCUCAGUCACGCUCUCCGGAGUGGUGGAUUGAUUCCCUCCGGUCGAAAGUUCGAUCCGGUUUGCUACGUGAAGCCGUCUUGAGUUACAUUGACAUGAUUGUUUUCAGUAUCAAACCCAAUAAUUAUGCCUUCCCUGCUCUGCUGAAGGCUGUAGCCGAUCUUCAGGACAUGGAUUUGGGAAAACAGAUUCACGCCCAUGUGUAUAAAUUUGGCUACGGGGUGGAUUCCGUGACUGUCGCUAAUACUCUUGUGAAUUUGUAUAGAAAGUGUGGAGAUUUCGGGGCUGUCUAUAAGGUGUUCGAUAGAAUCUCCGAGAGAAACCAAGUCUCUUGGAACUCUAUGAUUUCUUCACUGUGCAGCUUUGAGAAGUGGGAAAUGGCGUUAGAGGCGUUUCGGUGUAUGUUGGAUGAAAACGUGGAGCCUAGCUCCUUUACCUUGGUGAGUGUGGCUCUUGCUUGCUCGAAUCUGCGUAUCGACGAGGGGUUGGUGAUGGGUAAGCAGGUUCACGCCUAUAGUUUGCGAAAAGGUGAGUUGAAUUCGUUUAUCAUCAACACGUUGGUCGCUAUAAAAGAAGCGAUCCAUGGAUUUGUCGUGAAAAGAGGUCUAGACGGAGACAGGUUUGUGCAGAAUGCACUCAUGGAUAUGUAUUCGAGGCUGGGGAAGAUCGAUGUCUCCGAGAUGAUAUUCGGUAAAUUGGAAGAUAGAGAUUUAGUUACAUGGAACACGAUGAUCACGGGUUAUGUAUUCUCAGAAUACCACGAGGAUGCGCUUGUUGUGCUUCACAAGAUGCAAAACCUUGAAAGAAAAGCGAGCGAAGAAAUUACACUAAUCCUCUCGCUCUCUAUCUUUUUCGCUGUGACUUGUUUUGGUAUCUCUGAUUCGGAGUUUGGUUUCGGGGUUUUGGAGGUUCGGGGAUUGAAUCUGAUGUUGGUUCAGGAUCGUGUGGCUCCUAAGCCGCCAAAAUCUCGGAUCAAAGAACUUUCUAUUCACGGACAUAGCCACCGAAUCGCUGAACCCAGAAAUCUAGAUUUCUCUUCAUGGUUUUCCGACAAUGUCUACAGAGUUUUCGUCUUCUUCCUCUUCGUUGUCACCGUCGCUGCUUUCUUCUUCCUCUACAACACCACCGACACUGCUUCUCUCCUUUGCUUCCAGUCCCAAUCAACUCAGUCGAUUCAGUCUCUCACUCGGCCUCAAAUCAACUGGAAUACGAUCCAAAUCGUUUCCGACAAAACCUCCCCGUACGCUAAUUUCCGUACGGAGAAAUGGAUCGUGGUGUCGGUGACCAAGUACCCGACGGAGGAGCUCAAGGGUUUGGUGAAGAUCAAAGGAUGGCAAGUUCUAGCGAUCGGAAACUCUUUAACCCCUAAAGAUUGGAAUCUCAAAGGUGCGAUUUUUCUCUCUCUCGAUGCUCAAGCCGAGCUCAAUUACCGGAUUUUGGAUCACUUGCCUUACGACUCCUUCGUGCGCAAAAGCGUCGGCUACUUGUUCGCGAUCCAGCACGGCGCAAAGAAGAUCUACGACGCGGACGAUCGCGGCGAAGUGAUCGAUGGAGAUCUCGGGAAACAUUUCGAUGUAGAGUUGGUAGGUGAAGACGCAAGGCAAGAACCAAUCUUGCAGUACAGUCACGAGAACCCGAAUCGAACUGUGGUGAACCCUUAUAUCCAUUUCGGGCAACGAUCGGUUUGGCCUAGAGGUUUGCCGUUAGAGAACGUAGGCGAGAUCAAUCACGAAGAGUAUUACACUGAGGUUUUCGGUGGCAAGCAGUUCAUACAGCAAGGGGUUUCCAACGGCUUACCGGAUGUUGACUCUGUCUAUUACUUCACCAGGAAGACGACUUUCGAGCCGUUUGAUAUCAGAUUCGAUGAGCAUUCUCCUAAAGUGGCGUUGCCUCAGGGUAUGAUGGUGCCUGUGAAUUCGUUCAACACGCUAUACCAUUCCUCGGCGUUUUGGGGACUGAUGCUUCCUGUUUCGGUUAGUUCCAUGGCUUCGGAUGUGAUUAGAGGUUACUGGGGACAGAGGCUUCUAUGGGAGCUUGGUGGUUAUGUCGCUGUCUAUCCACCAACGGUUCAUCGGUAUGACCGAGUCGAAGCUUACCCUUUCUCGGAUGAGAAGGAUCUCCAUGUCAAUGUAGGUCGUUUGAUCAAGUUCUUGCUUGCUUGGAGAUCAGAUAAGCAUAGAUUCUUCGAGACGAUUCUUGAUUUGAGCUUUGUUAUGGCUGAGCAAGGUUUUUGGACAGAACUCGAUGUGAAGUUCACAGCUGCUUGGUUACAGGAUCUGCUUACUGUAGGAUACCAGCAGCCUCGGUUAAUGUCACUUGAACUGGAUCGGCCGCGAGCAACCAUCGGUCAUGGAGACAGAAAAGAGUUUGUUCCUAGAAAGCUACCUUCGGUUCACCUCGGGGUCGAGGAGAUAGGCACAGUGAGCUCUGAAAUCGGGAAUUUGAUCAAGUGGAGGAAGAAUUUCGGGAACAUCGUGCUUGUUAUGUUCUGUAACGGACCUGUGGAACGGACAGCUCUUGAAUGGAGGUUGCUCUACGGUCGGAUAUUCAAAACCGUUGUCAUUUUAUCGUCUCGGAAAAACUCAGAGCUUUACGUCGAAGAAGCUAAACUCGAUCACAUCUACAAGCGUCUACCGAAGAUAUUCGAUCGGUACAGCAGCGCAGACGGGUUUUUGUUUGUUGAAGAUGAUACAGUUCUCAAUUACUGGAAUCUACUUCAAGCCGACAAAACUAAGCUCUGGACCACAGACAAGGUGACUGAGUCAUGGACGACGGUGAAAUCAGCUGGGAAUUCCGAUUGGUAUUCGGUUCAGUUGGAAUUGGUUAAGAAAAUUGUCGGUACAAUGCCGGUUAAUUUCCAAGUCAAUUACAAGGAAGCUACAAAGAAGAGCCAUGAAACAGUGUUAACGGUAUGCAGCUCAGAAGUGUUCUAUGUCCCUAAACGCUUCGUUGCUGACUUUAGCGAUCUUGUUAAUCUCGUGGGCGAUAUGGAUUUGCAUUACAAAGUGGCUCUGCCUGUGUUCUUCCUGUCGAUGGAUUCGCCUCAGAAUUUUGACCCGGUUCUUGGUUCGAUGGUAUAUAAGAGAGAACCAGCUUCGUUUAACUCUUCCUUGAGCUUGUACUCUGCGGAAGCACCCGCGGUUCAUCCUUGGAGCAUCUCGAGCGAACAAGAUUUCAUCAAAUUGGUACAAAAGAUGGCCCAAGGUGAUCCACUUUUGAUGGAAUUGGUAUGAUUCGAAACAAAGAGUAUAAAUACUGUAGCUGCAGCAAUGAAUGGUUUGUUAGAAACAGAAGAUUGUUAUCAUUUGUGUUAUACGAAAAUGUCUUCGUCGAUUCUUUUUUUUUUUUUGCUUCUCUUUAUGUAAUAUUUUUCCAUGUAAUCAUCAUAUAAUUUUUCCUUCUUGAUGUUUCUAAUUUUUCAAGAUUAAAAUGUUGAAAAGAUGCAAAAAAAUGUUAACAAAAAGAAAGGUUGUGAAAAUGUUUGCUUGA
Thlaspi arvense is the source of this 3658-nucleotide messenger RNA. The record is from the annotation of a GenBank genome assembly. NCBI's taxonomy places the organism in Eukaryota, Viridiplantae, Streptophyta, Magnoliopsida, Brassicales, Brassicaceae.